Molecule: messenger RNA, 6162 nt
Organism: Fusarium keratoplasticum
Lineage: Eukaryota; Fungi; Ascomycota; Sordariomycetes; Hypocreales; Nectriaceae
Product: NACHT domain-containing protein
Exons: 1
Coding region: 1-6162 (2053 amino acids)
Molecular function (GO): protein binding
Source: RefSeq, a predicted model, not a curated record
AUGCCAAAGUCAGUCAAGACGGCGGAUGAGUACGAUUUUGUGGAGCAUGAAGAAACCGCCGUAAGCCCCGAGAUCCUCGCCAAGAUCCGUGAAUGGCUCCAACCCACCGAUUAUCUCGCCGACUCGGGUGAGUUCCGGCGUCAUCUAGCCUCGCAGGCUCCUGGUACAGGACUCUGGAUCUGCGAGACGGAUGAAUACAAAAAAUGGCACGACUCUCCCGACCAUGGCAGCCUCUGGAUCAAGGGCGUUCCAGGUGCCGGCAAGUCCGUCAUGGCAGCGUCCAUCAUCCACCAUAUGAAGACGACUGAGAACUGUCCCGUUCUCUUUUUCUUCUUCAGAAACAUUGUCGCAGCCAAUUUUUCUCCACGCGCUCUCAUUCAAGACUGGCUGGCUCAGCUUCUCCCUCACUCUUCCAAGCUGCAAUUUGCGCUUCAGUCUCGCCUCGAGACCAAGCUGGAGGAGACUUCAGACAACGAUCUCAUCGACAUCUUCCUCAAUGGAGCCUCUCGACUUCCAAAACUCUACUGUAUUGCAGAUGCUCUCGAUGAGAUGACGACCGAGAACAGACCUUUUCUCGACAAGCUCAACAGUCUCGCGACUCACCGCCCUCAGUCGUUGAAGCUUCUCAUCACUAGCAGACCCAAGCAACAUCUCCAAAGCGCACUUCGCGACUCUUCAAUCGUCCACGUCAGUCUCCAGCAACGUCUUGUGGAUACCGACAUCAACUCGUAUCUUCGCCAUCGAUUUGAUACAGCCGUUAUGUCCGAGGACAAGCUUCAGAUGAAAGAGGAGCUCAUCGACAUGGUCGCCAAAAGGUCUGAAGGCCUCUUUCUCUACGCCAAGCUCACCAUGGACCAAAUCGAAGCUUCUCUUGCCGACGAUGGUCCAGCGGAUAUCAAUGCCCUCGAGCAAUCCCUUCCCAUCGGCUUAGAGCAGACAUAUACCAGCAUGUUGGCCAAACAGCGUCAGGAGAAGGGCAUCAGUACAGAUCUUCAAGUGCUUGUUCUCGAAGCCGUCACCCAUUCAUCCCGACCUCUCCGGUUGAGCGAGAUAGCUAGUCUCGUCAAGUCCGUCUGUCCGGAUCUCGAUGCACCCACUGGCUUCAAAGACCUUGUUGCUACCUGCUGCGGACCGCUGAUUGAGGUCUUGGAGGACGAGACUCUGCAGGUUAUUCACCACUCUUUCACCGAGUUCCUGCGCGGUGAUACACGCACCGUCUCAAAUGAUGAUGCAUCCUCCGACUUUCCAGUCAUCGACUCUCUCAAGGCACACAAGAAGAUGGCCAUCAACUGCCUCCAGUACCUCCAAUCUGGAACUCUACGCCUCCGUUCUGAACCUCCCAUCAUCUCGACUGAGAACUUGGGAACAAGGCCAGAUGAGAACGAUAAAGAGUCUCAAGGCUUACGGGAAUUGUCUAUGUUUAUCCGCACAGACUAUAACGAGGAUGGGAAAGAUGGCGAGAAAUACCGAGAGGCUCGCCUGCACCAUCCACUUUUGGGCUAUGCCGUGGAGAACUGGUCAUACCACGCUAGCCAUUACGACGUGAAAGACGACGAAUUCUUCGCCACUGUCCAAGAAUUCAUCAGGCCUGAAGUCCUGGCAUUUCGAAGAUGGCUCUCUCUCGAGUGGGGGUUGGUAGCGUGGGUGGAUGGGUUUUGGCUGGAUAUCCCAACAGUUCUUCACAUUGCCGCCUUUGCUGGCAUGUCUGAACUUGUCUCGGAGUUGAUACAGAAAGGAGCAUCUGUGUCGGCUCAAGAUGACCGAGAGCGCAUUCCCCUCCAUUGGGCAGCUGAAAAUGGACAUGCAAAGGUUGCAUCGCUGCUCAUCCAGCAUGGGUGUGAUCCCAAUGCUGAAGACGCGGAUGGUCUGAAGCCACUUCACAUUGCCGCCAAGAAGAACCAUGCGUCAGUGGUAACGGUCCUUCUGAAAGCAGGUGUCAAGCCCAGCACAGGCAAGACAAAGAUUCCCAAGGGGGCAAUGUACUGGGUGGUUAUUGAGGGAGAAAACGCGCUUCUACACGCCAGUCAAGCCGGACACACAGAGACUGUUGAAGCACUGAUCCCAUUCUGCAGUUCAGAGGAACUGGAACAACUUCUCUGUGAAUGCUGCCGCUUCUCCCGGACCGACUCUGUCCUGAGUAUUCUCGAAAAGACAGAUGUCUCGGCCAACGUCAUGUGUCAUGGGGGGUCUCCCUUGCAUUUUGCUUGCGUCUCAGCCAAUGCCAAAUGCGUCGAGGCUCUUAUCAAGCGUGGUGCGGAUCUCAACAAGAUGGCAAGUUUGAGAACUUCAGAGUCAAGGCUCCACGCCUAUCCUCCUCCAGGCAUGACGCCUCCGUUGCUGGAUUUGAUAGAUGUUUGGAACAAGAGCAACAACACUGCGUGCCGCUCCAUCCUGAAGAUGUUGGUCAAGGCUGGGGUUGAUCUCGAUCAGACUAGCAGCUCCGGAGACACCGCCCUGAGGAAAUUGGUUGAACCUACACAACGUUUGACUGGUGGCCUCUAUGUGCCAGCACUCAAAGCCUUGUUGAAUGCAGGAGCCAAUCCCAAGAUAGGAGACUGCCGUGGAAGUGCUCCUUUGCACAUUGUUGCCGCGAGCAAUCGCAACCUUAACGGUAUGCAACUGCUCAUCGAACACGGAGCUGAUCCCAAUCAAAGAGACAGUCGUGGAAGGACACCUUUCCACGAAUUGAUUAGUUCAUUCCACUAUGACAAACCAACACAAAUUGAGUAUGCAAAGCCUAUCAUCAAGUUCUUCCUUGACAACGGGGCUGAUCCAGAAUGCCGAGAUAACGAUGGGGUGACCCCAAUGGCCCUGGGUCCUCACAGGUUUGGGCCCGAGAUCUUUGGCCUGUUGGUCUCAAAGUGCAAGUCUGACUCGACCAAGAAGGAGUGUUGGUUCGGCUUGUCCAGCGAGUGGGACAUUGCCAAGUUUACCGAGACUCUUGAGGGUAUGCUUGCUGCUGGGAUGGAGAUUGAUCAACGAGAUGAGAGUGGCCGUACUCUUUACCUUCACUCUCUGACCCAUGAAGAGAAACGAUGCAUCCUUAGAGAACACGGCGCUACACCUGGCCUCUCAGACAACCAAGGCAAUAAUGCCAUCCAUCUUCUUACCGCCGGGAAUCGGGGAAAUCGCAAAGCACUGGAGAGUCUCUUUGCAGAUGGAUUGGAUCCUCUCAGUACGAACAGCAACGGAGACACGCUCCUCCAUCAUUGCGCAGCUGUCUAUCACAAGACACCAAUCAACUUGAAGUAUGUGAGGUGGCUACUCAGUCUCGGCAUACCCGUCAAUGCUGUCAACAAACAUGGCCAAACUGCCUUACAUGUGUUCAUAGACAAGUUUUGUCAAGAGAACGAAUCCAAGGAACGGCGAACCGACUUUAUCUACGCCAUAAAGGAUAGCUCCAGCGUUGACUUUGAGAUCCGAAACAACGAUGGCUUGACUGCCCUACACAUGGCUGCGAUGAGGUCUGUGGUGCAAGUAUUGCAGCUAGUGGACGCUGGGGCUGAUCUCGGCUCCUUGACAAGGGACUCUCAGAAUGUUCUUCAUCUAGCUUGCCGAGCUCGAAAGAGCAAUAUCGUUGCUCAAAUCCUUGGCCAUCUGGGGAACCUCGAAGUGAACCAAGCAGAUGAGUUUGGCAGAACACCGCUUCACUAUGCUUGUGCCUCGGGAGGAGCAGAGUCCGUAGCACUUCUCCUCAAGCACGGUGGCAAUGCCAAGGUCAUUGACUCACACGGAUGUACUCUCCUUCACGCUUGCGCAGAAUGCGCGGCGGAGCAGAAGACCUGGGAGAUCCAAGCUCAUACAUCUGAAUGGAUGCGAAGCCCACGGGAUCCUUUUCGGCCGAGCGGUUCUGUCAAGUACCCUCGAAGACACAUGUGGGACGCAGGUGUGCCUAGAAAACCACCAGCGCCGGCCUCGGCUGUUGGGACCAUCUUGAAGCUGCUCCUGGAUGCCAGCGUGGACCCAGCUGUCGUCGAUCAGUCGCAUCGCACCGCCUUGGACAUUGCAAUCCAAGAAGGCUGCGUCGAAUUUGUUGAAAUGUUCUAUCGCGACGAGGAGCUGUUCAAUGCAGCUACAAAAUCUCUUGAAGAGAAACACGGUGUUACUCCUUUCGUCGCCGCGACUCGACGAGGCAUGAAGGCCCAGAUGGCGCUGAUGCUGCCAAGGUCUUGUUUGGAGAUGCUGGAACAGGACAAGUCUAUCUUUGACCUCAUCAUCCGCAGUCCAUCGCGCUUUUUGGGUCUCAUGCCUCGGGACGACGUUGUGAAGCUGAUUAACCAAGGCUUUGAAGCUGCUCCGAAGAACCCUGGCUACUACCUUCUUCUGGAGGCACUCAUGAAGCCCGGUCACCUCCAGCUCAUUGAGAGAUUGCCACAUAUCAUUUCUUAUUUUGGCACUUACGAGGUACUCAAAGCGUUGUUUAGACGAAUACGGGUCGACGAGGAUGACGCCGGCAUGUGUACUCCCCUCCAAUUGGCCUGUCGUGAGUCAGAAUGCAACAUGCUCACGAUCCAAUACCUCGUGGAGAAGCUCCAUGUUGAUGUCAAUGCCCGGUUUGCGCAUAUGGACGCAGAGGACAGAUAUGACGGGGACGGACCUUCUCCAGGAGGGACUGCACUUCAUAUACUUGCGUCAGCCGAUCACUAUUGGCAGCUGGAUGCUAUGAGGUACCUUAUCGCCCACGGAGCCGAUGUCAAUGCUCUCAAUAGGAAGAAUGAGUCUCCAAUUCACGUUGCGGCGUCUGGAGAGCGGAAUGGCAGUGGAGAUGAGGGCUUCUGGAGGUCGGAGGCUGUGAACAUCCUUCUUGACCACGGUGCUGACCUCAACAUUGUGGACGAAGAAGGUUGCACUCCUCUCCACAAGGCGACCGACUCGGGAGAUGCCACGAGGCAACUUCUUCAAAAAGGAGCGGACCCUACUGUGGGACGUCAAAGUCCGCUCUUCCGAGCCAUUGAAAAUGAGAAUCUGGAAGCGCUCGAGGCGCUGCUUGACCACGGCCUUAGUGUGAACACUGUCGACGAGGACAGUUUCCGCUAUUCUUCGAGGAGGCCGCUUCGCAAGCAAUAUCCGGUUAUGCCCGCUGCCUUUGCCAACAGGAUGGGCACCGGCGUGCUAGGGUCCAUGCCAUUACUUCGUACUCUUGUGGAGCGAGGAGCAGAUUUGUAUCUACCGUUGAACGACCAAGAGACCAUCAUUCAGUAUCUCUUUGAGGAACCGAGCUGGUACGAGGUUUCAGAUACCCUGCUACAGGAACCAUGUGUUUCACGAAUCGACUUCAACCAUUGUGACCAGAUUGGUCGAACUGUCCUGAUGGCUGCCUGUCGCUGGGAAGGUCGUGUCCCUGGAUACUUUGAGCGUGGAAGAGUGGUUCCCAAGGCUCAAGGUGCUCCUAUUCGUAUCUUGGAUCAAGGAGCGGACGCCACAUCAGUUGAUGACGAUGGAAAGACGGCACUUCAUCACCUCCUUAACAACGCUGCCAUGCCAGAUGAAAUCGUCAUUAACUUCAUCAACAGAGAAGACGUUGCCCCUACCCUCUGGUUGCAAGACAAUGGCGGCUUCACACCAUUUCACUGUGCUCUCCGUACGCUUCGACCCAGUGUUUGCAGCUGGUUCCUCGACAAAGGCGCAUCAGCUUCUAAACCCGAUCCUAAGGGCCUCACACCACUGCAUCACAUCGCGACUCAGUGUUUGAAGAUUAAGAGAGAGCUACGCGACACGUCAUCCCAUGAGGAACUUCCAAGCGACUACUUUGAUCAAUGCUUGUCCCUCUGGCAAAAUAUCAUUGCCAAGGGAGCCUCUAUCAACGCUACCGACAACGCUGGAAACACUCCUCUGCAUAUGUACCUCUCAACCCCAGAACGGUCUAGCAACAGACGCCGGGAUCCAGGAAUCUGCCAUGUUGAUCACUUUGACAAGCUAUUCCCACUAGACAGUGAGGUCAAUGUCUCGGCUGUCAACAACUCGGGCGAGACGGGGCUUCACAUCAUCACUUUACGAAAGAAGCCGAGGUUUGGCAAGACUGGACACGACAAGCCUCUCUUUGAGGUGUUGCUGGGCAGAGGAGUAGACCCGCUGAAGGAGGAUGCAAAGGGGAGGACCGCUUUGGAUAUUGCGAGCGCUUGUGGGAAUGACGAGAUUGUGGGAGUUCUGCGAAGAAAGUAA